CAGAAUAAGUCUUCGUCUCUCGUUGUAGCCGCCGCCGAUUUUCACAUCAAGUUCUCUAAAGGCAUAAGCAGAUUCAAUUGUAGCUAUGCCUCUGGAUUGAUCUAUUUUCAUAGAAUGCGCAUCCCAAGGGAAGAUAUGGAUGAGAAGCGUGUGAUCUGUAACCCUCUCACAGGACAGUAUGUGAUCUUACCUGAGCUUAGAGGUUAUUCGUAUAGCUAUUUAGGGUUUGAUCCGGUAGACAAGGAAUUCAAGGUCUUGUUCAUGAAUACUAGUGACUAUAUAGCUUCUAGUGAUACAGAUCAUUAUAUCUUGACACUUGGAACUGGGAAAUUGAGGUGGAGGAAGAUCUGUUGUCCUUUUACCCAUGAGCCUGUGUGGGAUAGGAUUUGCAUCAAUGGGGUUUUGUAUUACUCAGCGAUAGGUACUGAUGCACGGUCCUUUGUGAUAGUUUGCUUUGAUGUUAGAACUGAGAAAUUCAAGAAGCUCAUACGCGCGGCACAACGCAGUUCCUCCUUGAUAAACUAUAAGGGGAAAUUAUGUUUGAUUGAUUUGGCUUAUGGUUAUAGUGGUGGAUUUCCUCUUAAGUUGAUUAUGUCGGUUCUAGUGGAUGUCGAGAAAGAGGAAUGGACGACAUAUGUCUACACUUUGAGGGCUGAUAGUGAAGUCGUUAAGGUUAGCAAAAAUCUUUCCGUUGUUGGGGUGACUGCUUCAGGUGACAUUGUUUUGGGGAUGCAGUAUGCACGUACACCGUUUUAUUAUUUCUACUAUAACCCCGAAAGGAACACUCUCCAAAGUGUUGAAAUCCAAGGUGUUGGUGAUGCUAAUCGUGAUUGCAGAUUAUACUCAUUUAUAGACUGCUAUGUAGAGGAUCUUAGUGUUACUGAUGCAAUGCAACUCAAGUCAAGCCUUUUCUAACCAGUCCAAAAUGUCGUUUCCAAGAGGCGAGAACCACAACGACUUAGGCAUACAUCUCCUGACCAUUCCAAGUCUCCUCAAAUCUGUGAAGUUGCAGCAGAACAAGUACGGAUCAUCAUCAGCUAAACUGCUCUUUCGCACUGCUGGCUUAGCUAUUUUAGUUUUUAAAAACUUUCUCACCUCAAUUUCUAUCUCAUAUUUUUCUAUCUCUUUUGUUUCUUGAAUAUGCUCUCUACUUUAUUGUUGUUGUUAAAUAUAAAAAAUGUGUUUGUAUGGUUAUGUUAGAAUUAUGUUCAUGGUUUCUGAGAUUGUUGAAGACUAAGGGUUGAGGAGGAACA
Molecule: messenger RNA, 1253 nt
Organism: Capsella rubella
Lineage: Eukaryota; Viridiplantae; Streptophyta; Magnoliopsida; Brassicales; Brassicaceae
Product: putative F-box protein At1g30930
Source: RefSeq, a predicted model, not a curated record